AUGGCUGUCACACCAGGCAACCUGAAUGUGGCCGAAAAGACACAGAACAUGUCGGUGAAUGAGUGCUUCCAGUCUCACAGCACCGUCCUGCAGGGGCAGCCCUUCGGCGGUGUGCCCACCGUGCUGUUUCUCAACAUCGUCCUGUGGGUGCUCAUCGUUUUGGUUUACUCCUUCCUCCGGAAAGCCGCGUGGGACUAUGGGCGCCUGGCUCUGCUGAUCCACAAUGACAGCCUGACCUCCCUGAUCUAUGGGGAGCAGAGUGAGAAGACGUCUCCCUCGGAUGUUUCUCUGGAGAUGGAACACAAGGAUAAGGGCUUCUAUUCCUGGUUCUUCAACACCAUCACCAUGAAGAACGAAGAUCUGAUCAACAAGUGUGGAAACGAUGCCCGCAUCUACAUCAUGUUCCAGUAUCAUCUCAUCAUCUUCGUGCUCAUCCUCUGCAUCCCCUCCUUGGGCAUCAUUCUGCCCAUCAACUACACUGGGACCGUGCUGGACCGGAAUAGUCACUUUGGUCGGACCACCAUUGUCAAUGUCUCCACAGAGAGUAAGGUCCUGUGGCUGCAUGGCCUCUUCUCCUUCUUCUACUUCCUCACCAACCUCAUCUUCAUGGCUCAUCACUGCUUAGGUUUUGUGCCCAAGGAGUCCUCCAAGGUCACAAGGACACUGAUGAUCACCUAUGUCCCCAAAGACAUCCAAGACCCAGAAAUCAUCAUUAAGCAUUUUCAUGAGGCCUAUCCAAGGUGUGUAGUGACCAAAGUCCACUUCUGCUAUGAUGUCAGGACCCUGAUUGACCUGGACGAUCAGAGGCGCCAUGCAAUGCGGGGCCGGCUCUACUAUGCGGCCAAAGCCAAGAAGUAUGGGAAGGUGAUGAUCAAGACCCACCCCUGCUCCCGCCUGUGCUUCUGCAAAUGCUGGACGUGCUUCAAAGAAGUAGACGCAGAGCAAUAUUAUAGUGAGCUGGAGGAGCAGCUGACUGAUGAGUUCAAUGCCGAGUUCAACCGUGUCCGGCUGAAGCGUCUAGACCUAAUCUUUGUCACCUUCCAGGAUGCCAGGAUGACAAAGCGCAUCCUGGAAGAUUACAAGUACAUCCAGUGUGGUGUGUCCCCACAUCAGUCCUCGGUGACCACGAUCAUCAAGUCCUACCGCUGGAGGGUCACCCUUGCCCCACACCCCAAAGACAUUAUUUGGAAACACCUGUCCAUCCGCCGCUUCCGUUGGUGGGCCCGCUUUAUCGCAAUCAACACCUUCCUCUUCUUCCUCUUCUUCUUCCUCACCACGCCUGCCAUUAUCAUCAACACCAUCGACAUGUACAACGUCACCCGUCCCCUCGAGAAGCUGCAGAGCCCCAUCGUGACCCAGUUCUUCCCCUCCCUGAUGCUCUGGGCCUUCACAGUGAUUUUGCCUCUGAUCGUCUACCACUCUACUUUCCUCGAGGCCCACUGGACCAGAUCAAGUCAGAAUCUGAUUAUAAUGCACAAGUGCUACAUCUUUCUGGUGUUCAUGGUGGUCAUUCUGCCCUCCAUGGGACUGACCAGUUUGGAUGUCUUUUUCCGCUGGCUCUUUGACAUGUACUAUCUGGACCAAGCAUCCAUCAGGUUCCAGUGUGUGUUCCUGCCAGACAAUGGCGCCUUCUUCGUCAACUACGUGAUCACAGCAGCUUUGCUUGGCACAGGCAUGGAGCUGUUGCGCCUGGGGUCACUCUUCCUGUACAGUACCCGCCUCUUUUUCUCCAGGUCGGAGCCAGAGAGAGUCCACAUCAGAAAGGACCAGACCAUUGAUUUCCAGUAUGGGCGAGAGUACGCAUGGAUGUUGAAUAUCUUCACUGUGGUGGUGGCGUACAGUAUCACCUGCCCUGUCAUUGUUCCUUUUGGGCUGCUGUACCUGUGCAUGAAGCACAUCACAGACCGCUACAACAUGUACUACUCCUUCGCACCCACGAAACUCAACGAGCAGAUCCACAUGGCCGCCGUCAACCAGGCCAUGUUCGCGCCGCUGCUGGGUCUGUUCUGGAUGCUCUUCUUCUCCAUCCUACGAUUAGGUUAUCUCCACAGCAUUACCAUCUUUUCCCUUACCACCCUCAUCAUUUCCAUGGUAAUUGCCUUCCUGGGCACUUUUCUGGGGAAGAUCCAGAGGGCACCUGACUACGAGCCCGAGGAGGAAAUGGAGACCGUGUUCGACAUGGAGCCAAGCAGCACCUCCUCCACACCCACCUCCCUUCUAUACGUGGCUACCGUGUUGCAAGAGCCGGAGAUGAACCUGACCCCAGCCUCUUCCCCCGCCCGGCACACCUACGGCACCAUGAACAGAGAGCCAGAAGAGGGAGAAGAGGAGAGUAGUGUGAGGGGCUUUGCAAGGGAGCUGGACUCAGCCCAGUUCCAGGAAGGCCUGGAACUGGAGGGCCAGAGCCAGUACCACUGA
This is a messenger RNA of Pteropus alecto (black flying fox), 2418 nucleotides long. It is a transcript of the gene TMEM63C, whose product is annotated as transmembrane protein 63C. NCBI's taxonomy places the organism in Eukaryota, Metazoa, Chordata, Mammalia, Chiroptera, Pteropodidae. Gene Ontology annotation, molecular function: calcium-activated cation channel activity. Gene Ontology annotation, cellular component: plasma membrane. Bases 1 to 2418 code for a protein of 805 amino acids. The record is from RefSeq and is a predicted model, not a curated record. The transcript has 22 exons.